AUGCCCAAAGCAGUGAACCCACAGAUUACUGGUUGCACUGACCUGACCGAACACGUGGUCCUGGAGGUUCAGUCUCCUGCAAAGUGUUCCGGUACUGGUCAAGUUUCUUUGAAGAUGAAAGGCUUCGGUGAUGUUGACCUUUUGGAUACCUACAUUCAAGGCAAUUUGGCAGUUAUCGAUGUCGAUGAUGUCUCAUCGCAGAGAGCUGUUGAGAAGAUCAGCCUGGAAGUCACAGAUUCAAACGAACACAAUACUCAUAGGGUGGAGAUGACUCUUUUUGCUGUCGGCAUUUGCACCCAUACAGACUUUUUGCAGCUAUUGUUCCCAGCAGGUUCCAGGAUCAAAAUUCUCAAAAACUGCGAAGCAAAGGCUGUCACCACCACCACAACUACCACCACUGCCAAGACUGUCACAUCUUCUGCAGACUUAUGUACCGAUUUGACUCAAGGCUUGACACUGGUAGUGGAAUCAACAGCUUUCUGUGCCACUGGAAGCGACCAUGUGACUAUGAAGCUUCGUGGAAGUGAUCCACUUGAAGCGGACAUUGAGGAUGCAGACUUGGCCAUUGUCAAUGCAAAUCGAAAAUCCGUCCAAGAGUCAGUGCAGCGAAUCAUUUUCGAAUCGGAUGGAGAUCUCAUCACAGCCAAGCUGUACGCCCCUGAGAUUUGCGCCGAGGCUCAGUUCAUGGGAUUGACGUUCCCUGAAAAAUCUCCGGUCCGUGUAGUACAGGGCUGCUCAGUGACGACCACCACCACCACCACCACCGUGACCUGCACAGACCUGACCAAGGGGUCGGAUUUGGAGGUGAACGCCUGGUCCGGAUGCACCGAUGAAGCUGAGUAUGCAGUGAUCGAACUAAACGGCACCAUACCGCUUGACAUCGUGAUGGAGGAUGCAGACUUGGCAUUGGUCAAAGCUUCAGCUACCCAUGUACAUCAAUCUCUGAGCAAGCUCAUUCUAGAGGAUGAAGAGGAUGGCACUGUCACAGGCAAGUUGUACGCUCCGGACAUAUGUGCUCGACUGGCAUACUUGCAGGUUGUGUUUGCUCCUAAGACGUUGGUGAAGUUCAAACGUGCUUGCGUCGCUGAAGUCCGGCAACUGAAAAUCGCGAAGUCGUUGCCCCUGACUUUGAGCGGAAAGAGCUGCACGAAUCUUAUUGCAUACCAACUGGUGGUUGAGAGUGCUGUGUCUUGUGAAGCUGGUGAUGACCACGCAACGAUGGAACUGUCUGGCUCGGGGUACUCCACCGCGUUCACACAAGAGGAUCUCGAAUUGGUGAACUUGCAGAGCGACCAGGUUCAUCAGAAGCUCUCAUCUGCAACCCUGGAAGAGACUCCAAAUGGAAUCCUUGCAAAGCUCUUUGCCCCUGGGAUAUGUGCAGAGCUCAGCCUGCGAGCUGCAAAGCAUUGCCCUCGGGGGCAAGGUGCCUUGGCCAAGCUGGUUGGGGACAAAGAUGCAGCUUCACGGAUGCUGGUUCCUUUGGAACCCACAGCUGUGUGGAAUGGUGGUAUGAGCGGCAAGAACCUUUUGCUGGUGGCAGGAGGCUGGAAGUUCAUCCAGUUGAUGGCUGCAGUUUUGGUGUCAAACAGGGACACCAGCUUUCAAGCUGCUAAGGAAAACGCUUUGGAGUGA
Molecule: messenger RNA, 1632 nt
Organism: Durusdinium trenchii
Lineage: Eukaryota; Dinophyceae; Suessiales; Symbiodiniaceae
Source: the annotation of a GenBank genome assembly